Messenger RNA from Penicillium macrosclerotiorum, 855 nucleotides. RefSeq names its product putative pyroglutamyl peptidase type I. Lineage: Eukaryota; Fungi; Ascomycota; Eurotiomycetes; Eurotiales; Aspergillaceae. The coding region runs from base 1 to 855 and encodes 284 amino acids. The transcript has 2 exons. Gene Ontology annotation, biological process: proteolysis. The record is from RefSeq and is a predicted model, not a curated record.
AUGGGAGACUACGGCUCCACAGUCCCACCCCUCCGCUCCACCCCUGUGGGCAAUCCUUCCCACCUUCCGCCAGUCCCCAACGAGAUCUCCGUGCUGGUGACAGGGUUUGGUCCCUUUAAAACCAACCUGGUCAAUGCUUCCUAUCUGAUCGCCUCUUCCCUACCGGCUUCGUUCGCCUUCCCCUCACCAGACGAGACAAACCCCGCAACUAGCGACGGCGAUCGCCGCGUUUCUAUCCACGUGCAUCCGUCCCCAAUCCCCGUCGCCUAUGCGACCGUGCGUGAAACCCUUCCCGUGAUCCUAGAGCAGUAUGCCGCCACCCAUGGUGGAAAGCGGCCCGAUCUAGUGGUUCACAUUGGGAUAGCAUCGCCCCGUCCGUAUUAUUCGGUCGAGUCGCAGGCGCACCGCGAUGACUAUAUCAUCACCGACAUCGAGGGUCGAAAUGGAUUCGAGGAUGGUGAGAGGCGCUGGAAGGAAAUGGGGUUGCCGGCGAUCCUCCGCCCAGGCUUAGUCGCGCACGAUGAGCAGCAUCAGAAUAAUGCACCAGCUGCUAGUACUUCCGCAUCAAUGAGUACACCCUAUCCUCCCGAUAACAAUUUCCUAAAAACAUGGAAAUCCCUGGCUCCCGCAGAUCUAGAUCUCCGGGUCUCGCAGGACCCAGGUCGGUACCUUUGCGACUUUAUCUUCUAUACGAGUAUGUCCUUGGCCCUGCUGGCGGGUCAAGACCGCAACGUGCUCUUCCUUCAUGUCCCUGGAGCCUCGGAAGACGCCGAUAUCGAACGUGGAAAGAAGGUCGCCCUGGCACUCAUUAAGACCAUGGUGACCUGCUGGAUCGACGAAAAGCAUGUCGCCUGA